AAUUAGUAACCUUUUCCCUCUCCAUUUCUCUUCAUAAAGAAAAUGGUUGUACUAAUCUUGUUUUUAGCUUUGUUAGUGAUCAUGAUAUGGGUGUGGAGAAUGGUGAAUUGGGUGUGGAUUAGACCAAGAAAAAUAGAAAAGUGCUUUAGGAAACAAGGAUUGAAUGGACAUCCUUAUAGAACAUUAUAUGGAGACACAAAGGAGAUGGCUAAGUUGACUAAAGAAGCAAAACUUAAACCAAUGAAGCUCACUGAUGACAUUCUCACUAGAGUCCUCCCUUUCUAUCACUAUACUCUCAAUAAGUAUGGUAACAAUUGCUUCACAUGGAUAGGUCCAGAGCCUAGAAUUUUCGUAAUGGAACCAGAAUUAAUAAAGGAAAUAGUAAUGAACAACAACAUUUUCAAAAAACCAAAACCUACUCCAUUGGUACAACUUCUUGUGAGUGGCAUCUCAAGUUAUGAGGACCAGAAAUGGCCAAGCACAGGAAAAUUCUUAACACUGCGUUCUACGCCGAGAAAUUGAAGUGUAUGGUGCCAGCAAUGCACAAAAGUUGUGAGGAUAUGAUGAACAAGUGGGAAAUUCUAAUUUGCAAUAAGAAUAAAUCAUGUGAAUUGGAUGUACAUCCAUAUUUUGAAGAUUUAACAAGUGAUGUGAUUUCAAGAACAGCAUUUGGAAGUAGCUAUCAAGAAGGGAUGAAAAUAUUUCAACUUCAAAAAGAAUUAGCUGAACUCACACGUCAAGCUUUCCAAUCUGUUUAUAUUCCUGGAUGGAGGUUUUUACCAACAAGAAGAAAUAGAAGAAUGAAAGGCAUUGACAAUGAACUCAAAGAUACAUUAAGGAAGAUUGUCAACAAAAGAGACAGAUCCAUGAAUUUGGGAGAAACUCAAGAGGAUUUGUUAGGCAUUUUAUUAAAGUCCAAUAUGAAGGAAAUUCAACAAAAUGGGAGCAAAUUUGGUAUGACAACUGAUGAAGUAAUAGAAGAAUGCAAAGUAUUUUAUUUUGCUGGCCAAGAGACCUCUUCAAAUUUAUUAGUUUGGACUAUGGUUUUAUUAAGUGUGCACCAAAAUUGGCAAACUAGAGCUAGAGAAGAAGUUCAACAAGUCUUCCACAACAAUAAUCCAGAUUUUGAAGGGUUAAAUCGUCUCAAAAUUGUUACUAUGAUUCUGAAUGAGGUACUAAGGUUAUAUCCACCAGCACCAUAUUUCCUAAGAAAAGCAAAUCAAGAAACAAAGCUAGGAAAAAUGAAUAUUCCACCUGAAGUAAUCUUGAUGAUACCAACAAUAUUUAUUCAUCAUAAUGAAGAAUUAUGGGGUGUUGAUGUUAAAGAAUUCAAGCCAGAUAGAUUUUCUCAAGGAAUUGCAAAAGCAACAAAGGAUAAACUUUGUUUUUUACCUUUUAGUUGGGGUCCUCGUAUUUGCAUUGGCAAUAAUUUUGCUAUGAUGGAAACAAAGAUUGCCUUAGCUAUGAUCCUUCAACGUUUUGAAUUUGAGCUUUCUCCAUCUUAUACUCAUGCACCUACUUAUGUGGUUACUCUUCAACCUCAAUGUGGUGCUCACUUAAUCUUGAAAAAGUUAUAG
Solanum verrucosum is the source of this 1577-nucleotide messenger RNA. RefSeq names its product cytochrome P450 CYP72A219-like. Gene Ontology annotation, molecular function: oxidoreductase activity, acting on paired donors, with incorporation or reduction of molecular oxygen; monooxygenase activity; heme binding. NCBI's taxonomy places the organism in Eukaryota, Viridiplantae, Streptophyta, Magnoliopsida, Solanales, Solanaceae. The record is from RefSeq and is a predicted model, not a curated record. The coding region runs from base 471 to 1577 and encodes 368 amino acids. The transcript is spliced from 5 exons.